Messenger RNA from Penicillium cinerascens, 483 nucleotides. RefSeq names its product putative progesterone binding protein. The annotation marks the transcript as partial. Gene Ontology annotation, cellular component: endomembrane system; membrane. Lineage: Eukaryota; Fungi; Ascomycota; Eurotiomycetes; Eurotiales; Aspergillaceae. The record is from RefSeq and is a predicted model, not a curated record. The transcript is spliced from 3 exons.
GCAAUCAACGCAGCCGAUUUCGUCAGCAGCCGAACCCCGCCUGCCCCACGAUCUGAGCUUCCGUCAAUUCUCCAAUUCUCCAACUUCACCACCUACACAAUGGCCGACAACGAGUCCGAGUCCAAGCGCUUCACACCCAAGGUGCCCGUCCAGCUGGACCCGCCAAAGGACGACCUUAUCUCGCCGGAGGAAUUGGCCAAAUGCGACGGCACCGAUCCCAGCCGCCCGACUCUCGUCGCUAUCAAGGGCACUGUCUUCGACGUGACCCGUAACGCCGCCUAUGGCUCUUCCGGACAAUAUCGCGUCUUUGCCGGCAAGGACGCCUCCCGCGCCCUCGCCCAGUCAUCGCUAAAGCCCGAAGACUGUGUGCCCGAGUGGUACGAUCUGGACGAUAAGGAUAAAAAGGUGCUGGACGAGUGGUUCACCUUCUUCAGCAAGCGGUAUAAUAUCGUCGGCAAGGUUGAAGGUGCCAAGAACACCUAG